AUGUGGAGACUUUACGUCGAUCCCUGUAAUCGCAGAGGUUUGGCUGCUUUAGCGGCAGCAUACAAGACCAACAAGGCCGAAAUAUUAAAAUAUGGGGCAGAACACGUUUCUGAUGGGGUUGUGCUUGAAACGGAUUCAGGGUUGAUAAGUUCAGCCAACGCAAUUGUAAGCUUCAUUCUGGGUGCUGAUGUAUUGUCCCCAAAACUCAGUGCCUUCCUCCUUUGGGAGUCGACUGUCUUGACGCCUUCUUUGAAUCGCAUUGGGGGCAGCAUUACCGGAGAGGUUACAGACUUGUUGAGUGAGCUUCAGUGGAAACUUCAAAGUCUUGAGGAGGAAACCAGUGAGUUAGGCAGGUUGGCAGCUAAUUUAAUAGUCUGGGCGGAUGUUUCGCACUUGUCCUCCAGCAUUGCAACGCUUGGUUGCUUGGGACACAUAUAUAACGUAGUGAGGAGCUGUGAUGUCGAGAAGCAUUGUUUACAUGCUCUUCAAGACAUACCGUUGAAAGUUCAAGCUCAAGAGGCAGAUGUAAAGUCACAGUCAUCUACUUCGGCACAAAACAUGUCGCAACGUAAACAGAGUCAAAAUAAGGUUACAAAAACUAAUGAAAAUUUGGCACACAAUGACGAAGACGAACUACGAUGUCUACAGGUUGAGGUUUCAACUGAUCAGAUGCUCAAAGCUCAGUGGGCUUUCUGUUCGUCUGCUCCGCCCGCUACGUUUAUCCAUUCAAAUGAAGGACCAAUCUUGCCACUGAAAAAGGGUAAGGGUGUUCGAAAUAUCCUAGUUUCCUCCGCUCUGCCCUACGUUAACAAUGUACCGCAUUUGGGAAAUUUGAUUGGUUCCUUACUUAGCGCAAACAUUUUUGCGCUCUACUGCCAGACUGCAGGCUACAAUGUACUAUCCAUUUGCGGCACGGACGAAUAUGGAACUGCCACCGAAGCUAGAGCCCAUUCCGAGGGUUUGACCCCUCAGGAAAUAACCGAUAAGUACCACAAGCUACACUGCCAAGUUUACGACUGGUUUGACAUCCAUUUCGACUAUUUUGGAAGGACUUCGACACCUAUUCACACUGAAAUCACGCAGGAAAUAUUCCUGGACCUCUAUAACAAUGGUUUCAUCACAGAGGCAUCCGUAGAACAACUGUUCUGCGAGAAAUGUAACAGAUUUCUAGCUGAUAGAUUUGUUGAGGGUGUGUGCCCCCUUUGCAAGGCGGAGGGUGCGAGAGGUGACCAAUGCGACACCUGCAGUAAGCUUAUAAAUGCUGUCGAGUUGAUCAAACCCCAAUGCAUCGCUUGCCGCGGUUCACCUACGGUUCGCUCCUCCGACCACCUCUUUCUUGAUCUUCCUAAGUUGGAGGAGAAAGUUGAUGUCUUCUUCACUAAGAGUUUGGAGGAUCCAAACUGCAAGUGGACCCAAGUCGCUCAGUCUAUCGCUCGUACUUGGCUUCGCGAUGGCCUCAAGAAGCGCUGUAUCACUCGUGAUCUCAAAUGGGGCGUACCAGUACCUCUGCCCGAUUUCAAAAACAAGGUUUUCUACGUUUGGUUUGAUGCCCCAAUCGGGUACAUCUCAAUAACUGCGAACUACACGAAGGAAUGGCGUCAAUGGUGGCUGCAGUUGGAGGAUGUAGAGCCGGUGGAGUAUUUCCAAUUCAUGGCCAAGGACAACGUUCUCUUUCAUUCCGCUAUCUUUCCCGCCUGCCUUCUGGGCAGCAACAAGAAGUUUACUCUAGUAAAGCACAUCAUUGCCACAGAAUAUCUUAACUAUGAGGGAAAGAAGUUCUCCAAGAGUCGAGGAGUCGGUGUGUUCGGUAAUAACGCCAAAGACAGCGGUAUUGAGUCCAACAUCUGGCGUUUCUAUCUAGCCUACAUCCGUCCUGAAACCCAGCCCCCAACUUUCCUUUUGUCUAGACCCCUUAUGUUUGUGAUGAAGUUCUUUAAUUCCACCGUACCGGGCAUGAAAAAUCUCCAACCUGACGAUGUGACCUUCCUGGCUCGGGUAAACGGCAUUCUACAUGCGUACAUCAACCAUAUGGAAAAUUGUUCUUUACGUGAGGGCAUUCGCGCUGUUCUCGGUAUCUCCCGUCUCGGCAAUGGUUACCUGCAGGCUCAGAAACCCUGGGUCCUCUAUAAAUCCUCCGACACCAUUCAGCGAGCUGGUGUGGUGACAGGAGUGAGCUGUAACAUUGCUGCGCUGUUAGGCAUCCUCCUACGUCCCUUCAUGCCCACCUUCGCGGAUGAGAUCUUUGAACAAUGUAAACUGCCCUCCGAGCAUCGCAGUCUUGCGCCCAUGGUCGCCAAUGGCGGUCACAUAAUAUGCCUCCUGCCUGAGGGACAUGUUAUUGGCGAGCUCUGGCGACGGGUCGAAUUGGCAGUUCAGCUCUGGAGGAUUGGUGACCGAGACACUCCUCCCGAACGCAGUGGCUCUGGAAUUGUACAGCGGUGUACGGGGUGGGGGCGCCGUCGUGUCUAG
Molecule: messenger RNA, 2469 nt
Organism: Hydatigera taeniaeformis
Lineage: Eukaryota; Metazoa; Platyhelminthes; Cestoda; Cyclophyllidea; Taeniidae
Source: the annotation of a GenBank genome assembly